This is a messenger RNA of Ylistrum balloti, 4499 nucleotides long. Its product is annotated as transmembrane channel-like protein 7. Gene Ontology annotation, molecular function: mechanosensitive monoatomic ion channel activity. The record is from RefSeq and is a predicted model, not a curated record. The transcript has 18 exons. Gene Ontology annotation, cellular component: plasma membrane. The coding region runs from base 351 to 2732 and encodes 793 amino acids. NCBI's taxonomy places the organism in Eukaryota, Metazoa, Mollusca, Bivalvia, Pectinida, Pectinidae.
CAUGUAAACAGGGUUUGUGUCUGAGGCGUACAGGGUUCUCCACCAGGUAGAAACCCAUUGAGAACUCAUUAGGACCGGGUGUGUUAAAAGCAGCUCACAUGUGCAUAGUGUACACACAUACGUGUACAGCAUAUAUACAGUACUUCUACAUAUUGACACGCCAGUGUACAACACAGGCCUUUGGCUCUAGACCUAUUACUUGUGAGAUGUUCUCAUUCGGUGGGACUUAUUCAUCAUACUGUUUGAAAAUUAAUUUUAUGAAUCAGGAUAUGGUGGUUCCCGAAUAAAUUACCUGUGGAGUUUUUCCUGUUAAAAUAUUCACAGAAUCUCCUGGUCACACACAGGGAAACAUGGAGAGGGGACAAGACUUUACAGGAGUAGCUAUGGAACCUGUCUUUAAUAUUAAUCUUGAACAUGAUGCAGGUGGCAGUCAAUACAGGUCGGACCAUGGAGAAUUUGGCAAUGAAAUGAGGCAUCAAAAAACACGUAACUCUAGUAGUGAUGGAGGAGCUACAUUGGUUCGGAGAAGACGAAAAUCUUCGCGUCUUCGAGGAGAAGAUGGUCAAUAUGAAGAUUGGGAUGAGGAGGAAUCAGACUUGUUGCCAAGCUUACGAUACCAACAGCGUUCUCGUACAAAAUCCUUGAAACAACGACAUAAAGAACUGCAAAAUGAGCAUGAACAAUUUCAUAAUAAUAGACCACAGACACUACGAGAACGCUACACCGAGAUGAAGGAACGAGAAGAAGUGACAGCUGGCAACUUGGCCAGCUUGAUGAGAGACUCCACGCUUACCAGAAUGAAUCGGUUACACGUGGGCACAGAAUCCAAGACAUGGUUUAGAUUGAAACAGAGAAGUAAAGAUGUCAUGCAGUACUUCACUAUAUGGCUGAGUGUAUUCAAAGAAAUUGAAGGCUCAUAUGGGACAGCAAUCAUGACAUACUUUCGAUUCAUAAAGUGGCUGAUGUUUCUCAACUUUUACAUCAUGAUUAUAAUGUUUGGAGUGAUCACGGUGCCAUACUUAGCCCUGGGGCCUUACGAGUUUCAGGAAUCUGUGAGUUCCGAUGUGGGCGGAUACCUGGAAUCUGUUAACUGUACAUUGGAUUACAUUGACUAUAAUAUCAACUACACAGAGUCAGAAUCCACAUUUGAGAAAGUUCUUGACGUUCUACAGGGAACAGGUUGGAUGGAGAGGAAGCUGUUGUUUUAUGGGGUGUACUUCAACAAGACUUACACUUCUGGGGAGGAUACACAUGUUUACAACAUGAGCCUUGCCUAUCUACUGGCUGUGGGGGCCAGCUUUGUCAUCAGUUUCAUCUUACUUGUCAAAAAUUCUGCAAAAAAUGUAAAGGUGACCCUUGGGAUAGAGAAGACUGUGGCUCAGUACAGUAACAAAGUAUUUGCUGGUUGGGAUUAUUGUAUAAAGGAAGACCGCGGCGCCAACACCAAACGAGCCAACAUUAAAACUGAUUUAAAGGCUGACCUCCUGGAGCAGAGACUUAAACUUAAGCUAUCCAAGCAGACAAUGAAGGAUAAGUGUCAACUAUAUACCAUUCGUGUGGCGAUCAACAUCCUCGUGCUUGCUCUCCUAGGGGGUGCCUGCUACCUCAUUGCCUUCACCACAGAGAAGAUGUUGGAUUUGUUGAAGAAUGACCUGUCGGACAUCCUUGCUCUCUUUGUACAAUAUGUGCCUUAUAUUACCAUCACAGCACUCAACCUCCUCCUGCCACUUGUCUUUCAAAAACUAGCUCAGUUUGAACGUUAUUUCCACGAAAAUGAGAUUAAAAUUACUUUGACAAGAUCAAUAUUACUACGACUGGCAUCCCCAAUUGUUCUGAUAGCAAUUCUGUACCAGCAGCUUAUUGGGGAGGGAGAGGAGGAGGAUCUUGGACGUUGUGGUAAUACUCGAUGGUCGAGUACAUCAGGGGGGACCGUCAAAGGCAACGUCAAGUGCUGGGAGACAUACGUCGGACAACAGAUCUACAAACUGGUAUUGUUGGAUCUGAUCGUGGAGACAGGCAUUGUACUGUUUGUACACCUGCCACGCAGAUUGGUAUUCAAUCGAUUUAGUUCAAGAAGCAAGCUUAUCAAACUGAUUGGAGCUCAAGAGUUCAGUGUACCUAUCAAUGUAGUAGAUAUCAUUUAUAGUCAAAUUCUCUGCUGGCUGGGUUUGUUCUUCAGUCCCAUCAUUCCGUUUAUGACAUUUGUCAAGUGCUUCCUUUUCUUCUAUGUCAGAAAGUUUUCCUUGUCAAACAGUCGUAUAGAAGACCGUCCAUUUAGGACGUCACGCUCCAACUCUCUGUUUAUGACUGUAUUGCUGCUGUCAUUUAUACUGGCUGCACUUCCCAUCGGCUACAUGAUUGGAACCAUCUCUCCAAGUCAGAGUUGUGGGCCUUUCCGUGUGUAUAACUCCACAGAGAGUGUCAUGUUUGAUACUAUUUCAAACACUGUACAACAAUGGCCACCAGUAGCCAAGGAGAUUUUCUACUUUGUGGGUACAGCAGGUUUCCUGGUCCCUGUGAUCAUUGUUAUGUGUCUACUAAUGUAUUACUACUGGCUUCUUGGGUCAGGCUACAAAAGGACAGAAAAACUACUUCAACAACAAUUAGUACUGGAGGGUCGAGAUAAAAACUACCUCCUGGGACGAGUGAAGGAGUACAAAUUGCUGCGACCGAGAGAAGACUCAGAGGAUGUGUUUGAUUUUAGGCAGGCUGAUGUUCUAGCAGGCACAUAAUAAUUAUAAUCCCUACUUACUCUAGGGAUCUCAAAUAUACUCAGGGUGGGGUCAAGUCUACAAUUUGUUAUACCUAAAAGUGAUCAUUCCUGCCUUGCUGUAAUGUUGGAGGAUCCGUCUAAAGGUUUAGAGUUGCAGCACAGGUAUUUCAUGUGGUUUUUAUAUCGUUACAUGUAGACUUUACAUAAGGAGACAUUUAUUUCUUUAUACAAACAUGUUAAGUUAUGUUCUCAGUGAAGAUUCAAUUUUUAAUACUGCAUGCAUUUAUAGAAAAAAGAUUAGCUGAAGGAAGAUUUAUGUUAUAACCAAACAAAAAGGUAUCCAGAUAGUGUAUUAUACUUUUAACUGUACAUAAUAGUAGUUGUAAAGACCAAUAAAUUAUUGAAUUUGAUGUUAUCAACGAAUCUUCAUCAGCUGAUUUUGUCAUGUCUGCCUGAUGUCAUAAUCUGCGUGAAUUAUGAAAACUGCCAGAUAUUUGUGUACUGUUGAUCAGUAUUUAUGAAAUAAAAAAAAUUAGUUUUGGAUCUAGUAAAGAUAAUGUUUAAAUGUAAAUACAUAUAACAGUACAACAGACUUGACUGUAUGGUCAGUAUCAAUGAGGAUCCUUUAAAACACUACUGUUGAUUUGUGAAGGGCUAUGGCUAGAUAAGAUAGUUAGAGGUUGGCAAGACCAGAUAUCUAUUUCAAUCUAUCACCUGAAAAGUUUAUUAUUUGUGAUAUCACUUUUAUUGACCUGGAAAGGCUAAUUGUAUAAAACAACAUAUAUACCUGAUUACUUUGAUCAUGCUCCUGAUGAAAUUAGGAUAAUAUCAUAUCAGAAAGUGUUUGUAUGUCUAGUUUUACUGUCUGUUGUACCUGUUUGACACAAUUUUGUAUGGUAUUACUUUAACAUUUCUUGUUAUUUCAACAGAAUUUAUGUUUUCAUUAUAAAGGUAUUUUAAUCAUGUAUUGUAAUUUUACUAUAAUCUGGAUAUGCUUGCUUUUCUGUUGAUUUUUGUUUUUUCCAAAGAACUAUUUUUCAAUCAAAGAACUAAGUGUUCAGUGCUGCUGACAAUUUCAAUAACAAUCUAUAAUGUAAUAAAAAUCAAAUUAUGCACAAUUUACUUGAUUAUAUAUAAGACUACAUUAUGUAUAUGUAAUAAAAAUAAUUAAUUUGUGUAGAUCUGUUGGACUUCCCAUUCUGUAUGUAUUGUUAUAUAUAUCUAUAGAAUUAUAUAUGAAAUUGAAGCAUCUGACACAUCAAUCUUUAAACGGAAUAUCAUCAGAUUUUGAGUUUGAAGCAUCUGACUCAUCAAUCUUUAUACAGAAUAUCAUCAGAUUUUGAAUUCUUUAAGAUAUAUCUUCAUGUGCUGUUUAUUGUUGCUUGUUUUUUCAUUGUGUUGGACCUUUUGUUCACAAGUACAACUUACUUACAAUUUUCUACAAAGCAUAAAUACUAUCAUGUCUUCCUCUCCAUAGAAUAAAUGUCUUUCAAUUUUAUACCUGAGUUCUGGAAUUUGUUUCCCCAGAACAGAAUUGUUCAGAUAAAAAUGUCUUUUAAUGUUGUUAUGUUAUUUUAUUACAAUUACACAUGGAUUUGAUGUACUGUACCUAUCUCUUUUGUACUAUUGGCAUCACUCAACAAUCCUGCUGUCAAGACAUUUGGUAUCAUCAUAAAUUAGUGAUCUACGACAACACUAAUUGAUAACUAUUAAUUAAUUACAGUCCAGUGCAUCAAAUGAUUAGUAGUAAUAAGGAUAUAUUAAAGAUAUCAAUAAAAUUAUUUUU